Messenger RNA from Galendromus occidentalis (western predatory mite), 960 nucleotides. RefSeq lists its product as uncharacterized. Lineage: Eukaryota; Metazoa; Arthropoda; Arachnida; Mesostigmata; Phytoseiidae. The transcript has 4 exons. Bases 1 to 960 code for a protein of 319 amino acids. The record is from RefSeq and is a predicted model, not a curated record.
AUGGCGCAAUUGACACCCCAUCUCGGAGUAUUGAGCCUUCUCUUGGGCACAAAUAGCCGCUACGGUGUCAGAGGAGACGCACACAAGCUGAAAUUUUUCCGUUUCAUGUUGGUAGGAUCGCAGCCUUCUUUGUCAGUGGUCAUAUCGGCGGGUCAGGCGAAAGAUGGUGACACGAAAGUUCGAGAGUUGGCAGUGUUCCUUCGCGAAAUCGAGCCCGAACACAUUGACAAUGGAAUCCUCGUCAUCUCGAAUAACGAAAAUCGGGAGAAAAUCAGUGAAUUCCACAUCCGGGAUCGAAUCGCCGAGAAAACAGACCGUUCCGUCAGAAUUUUCACCGGCGUCAAAUUCGAGCAGACGAAAUGGAUCGCUGGCGAACAACCGAGCGGUAAUUUGACCCACUGUUGCGAGCUGCACGUCAACAAUGAUGUUCUGGCACGGGGUUGUCUCCGCGUUCAACCUCGUUGGAUGGAAGAGUUGCUCCCCCUGAUCGGUGGGACAGCCUUGAAGGACCUCGUCAUCCCCGGCACACAUCAAAGCGGCACUUUCAAACAUUUCACCAAAUUCAACUACUUAAAUCGAUACAGAGACUGCCAAGAAGAGGACGUUUUCACCCAACUUCUCUACGGGAUUCGCUUUCUGGAUCUGAGACCAGGAGCUGUCAGUCGAAAGUCCUCCCCUUACGACGGGUACGAAUAUUGGAUCUACCAUGACAGAUUCUACACUCAGAAUGCGCUGAAACCUAUUCUACAAGAUAUCGCAUCGUUUUUGGAAAUCUACCCUAAAGAGGUGGUGAUAGUCGCUUUCCACGAAUUCCCCAAGGGCUUCGAGAGCGACGCCGCCUAUCAGGGCUUAGAGAAGCUCGUCGAAGAAGUUCUCGGUGGGUAUUCGCGAUCCCUGGCACUUCGCAUUGAGGAGGAUCACUAUUCUGAUCGUUUACAUUCUUUCAAAAUCAUAAAUUAA